Diospyros lotus (date-plum) is the source of this 1325-nucleotide messenger RNA. Its product is annotated as DDRGK domain-containing protein 1. The coding region runs from base 217 to 1107 and encodes 296 amino acids. The record is from RefSeq and is a predicted model, not a curated record. NCBI's taxonomy places the organism in Eukaryota, Viridiplantae, Streptophyta, Magnoliopsida, Ericales, Ebenaceae. The transcript has 9 exons.
GGGGAGCCUUCUUCUAACCGUGACCUGGUUGAUUUCUCAUCGGUCUUUGCCCCCUCAGAUCAGUACCGCCGGCUACUCCUUUUAGUUUCGUUCUCCGGUCACAUCUCGACCCCAAUUCAACCCUAUAUUUUCACUAUCUAAACCCUAACCCUAAUUUAACAAGCCGCCCUUUUGAUCUCCGUCCCGAAACAUUAUUUUGAAGCAGUCAACUAAAAGAUGGAGGAGCUCUUCGUCGCAAUUCUUUCUAUGAUUCUCAUUGUGGCGUUGAUUCCGCUGUAUCUAUGGAGACGUCGUCAGGCCUCUCAAUCACCAGAUCGUAUUGAAGAGGAUGUUCAGCAGGCUCGGCAGAGGGAAACUGUGGUGCGUGCGACUGGCGCUCGUAGGAUGCGGAGGAGGCCUGCUGCUGCUGCCACUGCCAGCACCUCUUCAGCCCCAGAAAAUAUUGACGAUAGUGAUGAUGAAGCUGUUGAAGAAGAGUAUUAUGCUGCUAAAGCAUCAAGGAAAAAGGAAAAGAAACGGCAAGAACGGGAAGCACAAAGACAGGCUCAAGAGGCUGCAAGGGAGUCAAGGCAUACAAAACAAGAUCGUUAUGCUGAAAUGCGAAGGAGGAAAGAUGAAGAGCGUGAAGCACUAGAACAUCAGCUGGAAGAAGAAGCCAUGGCACGAAAGGCCAAGGAGGAAGAGGCUGCUGCUUUAGAAUUUGAAAAGUGGAAAGGGGAAUUUUCUGUUGAUGCUGAAGGCACAACUGUAAAUGAAAUCCAAGAUGGAAGCCAGAACUUGCUUUCUGAUUUUGUAGAAUACAUUAAGGAGCACAAAUACAUUCCAUUGGAAGAUCUUGCUGCGGAAUUCAAGCUCAGAACACAGGAUUGUAUCAAUCGAAUCACCUUGUUGGAAGAUGCUGGGCGGCUAUCCGGUGUCAUGGAUGAUAGAGGAAAAUACAUAUACAUCUCACUGGAAGAAAUGAAAGCUGUUGCUGAUUAUAUCAAGCGUGAAGGGAGGGUUAGCAUAUCGCACUUAGCUAGCAAGUCCAACCAGUUCAUAGAUUUGGAACCAAAGACCCAGUUUGUUGAGGAAAUGGGCAGCCUGGAGGAGAUCACUGCUGCUUAAUUCUAUGUAUGUUUGGACCCGUGGCUGAAGUUGAAUGAAAGAAACAUCGACUCUUUCACUGACAUGGUUUUGACGGGUCUAAUGUUUCCGACAAAUUUACUUUUAGUUCCAAUCAUAUCUACUGACCUUUCCUGUAUAGACGUCAUACUGAAACUCUCUGUAAACUGAUACUUUUUUGUUUAUAAGAAGAAAUUCAAAUCCAGUUAUUUUGUGGUCAA